AUGAUCUUCCUGGGCCCUGCACAAAGUAGCCUUCAUUCAACCGCGCACAUAGCGUAUACAUUAUUUCUCUUCACGAAGUCUGACAUCAAGACGACAGUCAUACCUGUGACAUGUUUUGCGAUUGCUGCUGCGCCAGUGUUGCAAGUUCGAUGCAUUCCACACGCGGUCUUCUGGAUCUGGAUUCACCUCUUGCAAUUCGAUGUUUCCAACCAGACCUUGAGACCGGAAGAAGACCUCCUCAACAAAAAGUAUCGACCAAUCCCGUCGAAACGCAUCCAGAUCCGGACGGCCUUAGUCCUUCGCUGGGUGCUCGUCCCCGUCUGUUUAGCCAUUUCCUGGCUGUACAGCGCGGAGGUCUUAUGCGCUAGCGUUGCUCUCAUAUUAUUGACAACCAUCUACAACGAGAUGUCCGCUCAUAGCAAGGGCUGGUUGAUCCGCAAUCUGGUCAACGCGGCUGGAUUCGCAUCGUUCGAAGUUGGUGCUACUCUGGUGGCCACUCGCGAUCAUGACGCACUCGAUUGGGUAGCACGCACGGCGGUGUAUAUGAGCGCGGGGAUCUUCGCGUCCACCAUCCACACCCAAGACUUCAAGGACGUCCCGGGGGACUCCUCCGUGGGCAGGAAGACAAUACCGAUCGUAUUUCCGAGGGUUGCUCGGAUAACGCCAAUGAUUGGUCUUCUUUUUUGGUCACUUGUCUUGACGUCUGUGUGGAGGGUCGGAUUCCGCACGUCCGCCGCACUCUUCACUGUCGCCUUGAUCGUUGGAAGUCGAUACCUCAGACUGCGGACGGUUGCAGAGGAUCAAGUGUCUUUCUACUGGUACAAUGUUUGGCUCUCGUUCGCCCACGCGCUUCCGGGCUAUUAUAGAAUGUACAAUGGACAUUGA
Fomitopsis serialis is the source of this 885-nucleotide messenger RNA. RefSeq names its product UbiA prenyltransferase family. The record is from RefSeq and is a predicted model, not a curated record. Lineage: Eukaryota; Fungi; Basidiomycota; Agaricomycetes; Polyporales; Fomitopsidaceae. Gene Ontology annotation, cellular component: membrane. The coding region runs from base 1 to 885 and encodes 294 amino acids. Gene Ontology annotation, molecular function: transferase activity, transferring alkyl or aryl (other than methyl) groups. The transcript has 4 exons.